AUGAUCAAUCGAGUGGUCCCGAGAUUCCUCUGCCUUGUCGCUUUCUUGUCUUUACAGCUCAAUACCAACCAAACAACAAAGAGAAGCAGAGUCCCUAUAAGAACCUUCACCCCACAAUCCACAACCACAGUAACAAAGAAAGAACAGAACCUUACCAGUCGCGACACAAGAGUGGGAGCAAAAAUCCCCCUUUCAAGUGCGAUUAGGGUUUCGACGAACCCAGUCAAAUCGCCCCGUUCCAAGGGUCGAUUCCGAGAUUCCUUCAAAGAAAACAACACAAAGCUUGCUUCGAAGGACUCCGCCAAAGCACGCCGCCGGUUGGUCAACCCAUUGGAUGCAUGGAUGUUUUUAUCGAAGGAGGAAAAACGGGACUGGAGGAAAAAUCGGGACUGGAGGUUUUUCGAAAUUUCGAUGGUGGGGAAGGAAGAGAGGUCGGGUAUGCUGGUGGUCGGAGGCAGAAUGUUGCCUUCGUUGACUUCGCCGCCUUCGUCGACUGAAAUGCCUUCGUCGCCUUCGUCGCUUCGAAACCUUCGUCGCUUCGAAUAUGGGUGGGUGAAAGCAACUGAGGAUAAAACGAUGGAGUAG
This is a messenger RNA of Linum trigynum, 585 nucleotides long. Lineage: Eukaryota; Viridiplantae; Streptophyta; Magnoliopsida; Malpighiales; Linaceae. The record is from the annotation of a GenBank genome assembly.